Molecule: messenger RNA, 837 nt
Organism: Ophidiomyces ophidiicola
Lineage: Eukaryota; Fungi; Ascomycota; Eurotiomycetes; Onygenales; Onygenaceae
Exons: 2
Coding region: 1-837 (278 amino acids)
Source: RefSeq, a predicted model, not a curated record
AUGGCCACCGCCCGCACCGUCACUGUCUCCCACCUCGGUGGUAUCGACGUCGGCUACUGCAUGCCCGCCUACGACCCUGCCAAGCCCACCCUGCUCAUGAUCAACAGCUUCGCCACCGACGUUCGCCUGUUCAACGACCUCUUCGCCAGCGCCGCCGCCGCCGCCCAGGUCAACCUGCUCGCUAUCGAGCCGCUCGGCUGCGGCCGCACCCGCCCCAAGACCUGUGCCUACUGGAGCCACUGGGACAGCGCCUACAUGGCCCUCCAGGUUCUCGACGCCCUGAAGGUCGACAAGGUCUUCAUCCUCGGCGUCCGCGGCCUGAUUCCCGUCAGCAUCUCCUUCGACUGCGAGAGCGCCCGCGCCCGCGAGCUGGGUUGCUGGGAUUCGGCCGCCGUCAUACGCAAGUAUCUGCCCGAGUGGGACAAGCCCGGCCCGACCCCGGACUACGUCCCGACCGACAACUUCAGCGAAUACUACGCCGACGUCAACUUCGGCCCCGACUGUCCCGCCGAGGUGCGCGACUUCUGGGUGCAGAAUCUCAAGGCGCGAUACCGCGGCAACGCCGGCCGCAGAGAGCUGAUGGUCAUGUCCUUCGCCUACCUCGAAAGAGGCUCCAUGUACUGCAAACUCCGCGACAUCCGGUGCCCGUUGCUGCUAAUUAUGGCCUCCCACGACCCCGUGUUUUCGGUGGAGAAUGCCAAGGACGAAAUCCAAUGGGCCGCCAAUUCGCCCGAGGCGAAACUCGUCGUCGUCGAUGGCCAGGACCACUCUCUCAUUUACUUGCACUCCAAGGAGGUCGAACAAUACGUCCUGGAUUUUGUGAAAAUGUAUGGUUGA